Cladophialophora immunda is the source of this 909-nucleotide messenger RNA. RefSeq lists its product as uncharacterized. Lineage: Eukaryota; Fungi; Ascomycota; Eurotiomycetes; Chaetothyriales; Herpotrichiellaceae. The coding region runs from base 1 to 909 and encodes 302 amino acids. The record is from RefSeq and is a predicted model, not a curated record. The transcript has 7 exons.
AUGGCACCUUCGAAGGACGGCGAAGCGUUCAACGAAAUGGGCUGGGUGGCGGGAAACGCUCGAGGAUACCGUACUCUGGAGCAGCCUUACGAUUCGACACGCAAGUUCCGUGUCAUCCAUAUCGGCGCGGGCGCGUCGGGCAUUACGUUCUCCAAGUUCCUUGAGGAUCGGUGUCCUGGGGUUGAGUUGCAGAUUUAUAAGAAUAAUGAUGUUGGAGGGACGUGGCUGGAGAAUCGUGCCAAUUACCGCACGUCACUGGAUCUGAAAGAUACUCCUGAACAGCAGAAAGCAUCUGUCGAUAAUCCCGAACUAUUCCCAAAAUAUUCUAAGAUGAUUGAAUUAGAGCUCAAUAUCCGCUUUAAGCUUAUCUUAAAUGGAACCCCAGAAGCAGAGGCUGCUAAAGAGUUUGCAAGGGAGGAGAUGACGAAGAAGCUCAGUCCAACUAAUCCAACUUUACUCAACGCAAUUGCUCCUAAGAACUUUGGGGCGGGUUGUAGUAGAAGACCGACGCCGGAAAAUGGCUUCCUUGAGUCGCUUAUUCAAGAUAAUGUCAAGGUCUUCACUUCGCCUAUGCAGGAAAUCAACGCAACUGGAUUUGUGGAUAGCGAGGGAGAGCAGUAUGAUGUAGACAUAAUAAUAUGUGCGACGGGAUUCAACACCAGCUGGAUCCCCAUGUUUCCGGUCGAAGCAAACGGUCACUCUAUUUCCAAGAUGUGGGCCACAGAGGCCGUCUCGUAUCUGUCGAUCGGGGUGCCGAACAUGCUGAAUUACUGGACGAUGAGCGGGUCAUAUGGACCGAACGGUCACGGAUCUUUCCUACCUAUUAUCGAGUUGCUUACUGGCAAUAUCAUUCAAUGCAUACAGAAGAUGCAGAUGGAUCGAAUCAAGAGAGUGACGCCAAAGCCGUAG